Molecule: messenger RNA, 1788 nt
Organism: Onychomys torridus (southern grasshopper mouse)
Lineage: Eukaryota; Metazoa; Chordata; Mammalia; Rodentia; Cricetidae
Gene: A1cf
Product: APOBEC1 complementation factor
Exons: 11
Coding region: 1-1788 (595 amino acids)
Cellular component (GO): nucleus
Molecular function (GO): mRNA binding
Source: RefSeq, a predicted model, not a curated record
AUGGAAUCAAAUCACAAAUCCGGGGAUGGAUUGAGCGGCACCCAGAAGGAAGCGGCCCUCCGCGCACUGGUCCAGCGCACAGGAUAUAGCUUGGUCCAGGAAAAUGGACAAAGAAAGUAUGGUGGUCCUCCACCAGGCUGGGAUGCUGCACCCCCUGAAAGGGGCUGUGAGAUUUUUAUUGGAAAACUUCCCCGGGACCUUUUUGAGGAUGAACUCAUACCAUUGUGUGAAAAAAUUGGUAAAAUUUAUGAAAUGAGAAUGAUGAUGGAUUUUAAUGGCAACAACAGAGGCUAUGCGUUUGUGACAUUCUCAAAUAAGCAGGAAGCCAAGAACGCAAUCAAGCAACUUAAUAAUCACGAAAUUCGGAAUGGGCGUCUCCUAGGGGUCUGUGCCAGUGUGGACAACUGCCGACUGUUUGUGGGAGGAAUCCCCAAAACCAAGAAGAGAGAAGAGAUUUUAUCGGAGAUGAAAAAGGUCACCGAAGGAGUUGUUGAUGUCAUCGUCUACCCAAGCGCGGCAGAUAAAACUAAAAACCGGGGAUUUGCCUUUGUGGAAUAUGAGAGUCACCGCGCAGCCGCCAUGGCUAGGAGGAGGCUGUUGCCAGGAAGAAUUCAGCUGUGGGGACAUCCUAUUGCAGUAGACUGGGCAGAGCCAGAAGUGGAAGUUGAUGAAGACACGAUGUCUUCAGUGAAAAUCCUGUAUGUAAGGAACCUUAUGCUGUCUACCUCGGAAGAGAUGAUUGAAAAAGAAUUCAACAGUAUUAAACCAGGUGCUGUGGAACGGGUGAAGAAAAUCCGAGACUAUGCUUUUGUGCAUUUCAGUAACCGAGAAGAUGCUGUGGAAGCUAUGAAAGCUUUAAAUGGCAAGGUGCUGGAUGGUUCCCCAAUUGAAGUGACCUUGGCCAAGCCAGUGGACAAGGACAGUUAUGUUAGGUACACCCGGGGCACAGGUGGCAGGAACACCAUGCUGCAAGGAGAAUACACCUACCCUCUGGGCCACGUUUAUGACCCCACCACAACCUACCUUGGAGCUCCUGUCUUCUAUACCCCCCAAGCCUAUGCGGCCAUUCCAAGUCUUCAUUUCCCAGCUCCCAAAGGGCAUCUCAGCAACAGGACCCUCCUCCGGGCCCCUUCUAUCAGAGAAAUUUACAUGAAUGUCCCUGUAGGGGCUGCGGGAGUGAGAGGACUGGGCGGCCGUGGGUAUUUGGCAUACACAGGCCUGGGUCGCGGAUACCAGGUCAAAGGAGACAAGCGGGAAGACAAACUCUAUGACCUUCUACCUGGGAUGGAACUCACCCCAAUGAAUCCCAUCUCUUUAAAACCACAAGGAAUUAAACUUGCUCCUCAGAUACUAGAAGAAAUCUGUCAGAAAAAUAACUGGGGACAGCCAGUGUACCAGCUGCAUUCUGCCAUUGGACAGGACCAAAGACAGUUAUUCCUAUACAAAGUAACUAUCCCAGCGUUGGCCAGCCAGAACCCUGCAAUACAGCCUUUCACACCUCCGAAGCUAAGCGCCUACGUGGAUGAAGCGAAGACAUACGCUGCUGAGCACACUCUACAGACCCUCGGCAUCCCCACAGAAGGAGGUGACACUGGGUCUGCAGCGGGCACAGUCACACCCGCCACUGUGUUCCCAGGAUAUGCCGUCCCCAGUGGCACUGCCCCUGUGUCUGCAGCUCAGCUCAAGCAAGCAGUGACACUUGGACAAGAUUUAGCUGCAUAUACAACCUAUGAGGUCUACCCUACUUUUGCAGUGACUACCCGAGGAGAUGCAUAUGGAGCCUUCUGA